AUGGAAACAUGGUUCAUUGCACUACUCUCGCUCUUCAUCAUCUUCCUCAUCAAAGCCACUGUCUCCACCCUCAUCACCACCGCCAAAACCGCCGCACUCCCUCCCGGUCCACUCCACAUCCCCGUCUUCACAAGCAUCCUAUGGCUCCGAAAAUCCUUCGCCCAGCUCGAACCUUUCCUUAAAACCCUCCACACCAAAUAUGGUCCUAUCAUCACUAUCAGAAUCGGUUCUCGAGUUUCUGUUUUCAUCUCCGACCGUUCUCUUGCACACGGCGCUCUCAUUCAUAACUCAUCAAUCUUCUCCGGUCGUCCUAAAGCACUUCCCACCGGAAAACUCAUGUCUAGCAACCAACAUAAUAUCAGUUCAGCUUCUUAUGGUGACACGUGGAGGACCCUUCGUCGUAACCUCGCUUCCGAGAUGCUUCAUCCUUCGAAAAUCAAAUCUUUCUCAGAAAUCCGGAACUGGGUCCUUGACAUUCUCGUCAACCAUCUCAAAACCGCUUCAGAGUCGGAGUCCUUUCCCGUUGUUCCUCACUUUCGUUAUGCCAUGUUUUGUUUACUUGUUUUUAUGUGUUUUGGUGAAAGAGUUAACGAUGAGAAAAUCAGUGAAAUUGAAAAUGAAGAAAGGGCACUUCUGUUGAGUAUAAGUAGAUUCACUAUCCUGGAUUUCUGGCCUGAAGUUACUAAGAUUUUGCUGCGGAAACGAUGGGAGGAGUUGUUGAAGUUGCGUAAGGAUCAAGAAAAUGUUUUGCUUCCGCUGAUAAGAGCGAGGAAGCAAAAUAAGGAAAGUAGAUUGAGUGAUGUUAACAGUGUUGUUUCUUAUGCAGAUACUCUUUUGGAAUUGGAGUUAAAGGAGGAGAAUCGCAAGUUGAGUGAAGAUGAAAUGGUUACUCUUUGUUCCGAGUUUUUGACUGCUGGCACGGACACAACCACCACGGCUUUGCAGUGGAUUAUGGCGAAUUUGGUGAAGUAUCCGAACGUGCAGAGAAAACUUGUGAAGGAGAUUGGAGAGGUGAUUGGUGGUGAUGAUAAUGGAGUGAAGAAGGAAGUGAAAGAGGAAGAUUUGCAGAAACUUCCUUAUCUGAAGUGUGUGGUUUUGGAAGGAUUGAGACGUCAUCCACCUGCGCAUUUUGUGUUGCCUCAUGCGGUGACAGAAGAUGUGGUUUUGAAUGGUUAUUUGGUGCCUAAAGAUGGGACGGUGAAUUUUAUGGUGGCGUAG
Molecule: messenger RNA, 1218 nt
Organism: Lathyrus sativus (Indian pea)
Lineage: Eukaryota; Viridiplantae; Streptophyta; Magnoliopsida; Fabales; Fabaceae
Source: the annotation of a GenBank genome assembly